AUGACCUGAGCCGAAAUCAAGAGCUGGAUGCUUAACUGACUGAGUCACUCAGGCACUGCUCUGAAGCUUUCUUUUGAACCAUUUUGGCUUCUUGGUCAUUCCUCCUGUCCUCAAUAUCAUCAUAAAGUCAUACAACGUAAUGACUUCGUCCAAUGUUCUCUGCAGAAAUUCCUAAUUGAUAAGUACCUGUUAUAAAACUGCCAGAACCAUGUGCUCAGCUGUGUUUGAGAACAACUUUAUAGAGGUGUCUGAUCUUUGACCAAGUUCAAUGUGGCCGGUUGAGGGAACAAGCCCAGGAACCAGAAACCUCCAGAAGGCUGCGCACUUUAUGGAUGAACCAGACUGCGAGGAAACCAAGGAGCUCUUGUGAUUACAUGAGGCCCACCUGAACAAGCCAGGCUCGUUUCCCAGUCUCAAGAUCCUUAACUUACACACCCGCAAAGUCCUUUUGCCACAGAAGAGUCCAGGACGAUGUCUGGAGAACUUCCACCAAACAUUAACAUCAAGGAACCUCGAUGGGAUCAAAGCACUUUUGUUGGACGAGCCAAUCAUUUCUUCACUGUAACGGAUCCCAGGAAUAUUCUGUUAACCAACGAACAACUAGAGAAUGCAAGAAAAAUAGUCCAUGAUUACAGGCAAGGAAUUAUUCCUCCAGGUCUUACAGAAAAUGAAUUAUGGAGAGCAAAGUACAUCUAUGAUUCAGCUUUUCAUCCCGACACAGGUGAAAAGAUGAUUUUGAUAGGAAGAAUGUCGGCUCAGGUUCCAAUGAACAUGACCAUCACAGGUUGUAUGAUGACAUUUUAUAGGACCACACCGGCAGUGCUGUUUUGGCAGUGGAUCAACCAGUCCUUCAAUGCCGUGGUCAAUUACACCAACAGAAGUGGAGACGCUCCCCUCACUGUAAAUGAAUUGGGAACAGCUUAUGUUUCCGCGACAACUGGUGCCGUAGCAACAGCUCUAGGCCUCAAUGCAUUAACCAAGCAUGUCUCACCUCUCAUAGGACGGUUUGUUCCCUUCGCUGCAGUAGCUGCUGCUAAUUGCAUUAAUAUCCCCUUAAUGAGGCAAAGGGAACUCAAAAUUGGCAUUCCUGUCACAGAUGAGAACGGGAACCGCUUGGGCGAGUCGGCCAAUGCUGCAAAACAAGCCAUCACACAAGUAGUCAUCUCCAGGAUUCUCAUGGCAGCCCCGGGCAUGGCCAUCCCUCCAUUUAUCAUGAACACUUUGGAGAAGAAAGCCUUCCUAAAGUAUAUGCCUCUCUCCCCUCAUGUUAACCUGUGUGACGUACCUUUUCGCCAGAGGAGUCUUCUCAGGGACCAGGAGGUUCCCAUGGAUGAGCGCACCUAUUCAAGUUGGAUUAGUUGGCUUUUGUUUGGUAUUUGCUACACCUCUCUGUUGUGCUUUGUUUCCUCAGAAAAGUUCCAUGUCUGUGACGAGCUUGGAGGCUGAAUUGCAAGCCAAGAUCCAAGAGACCUAUCCUGAAUUACGACGCGUAUACUUUAACAAAGGAUUGUAAAGUAGCAGAAGAAACUCUACAGCUUAUCAUGUCCACUGCAAAUCUGGUGAGGAAAAGCCUGUUCGACCUGGGUUCUCCCAGUUACAGAAAGCUUUUAAAGAUCCACAUUAGCCUUUUAGAGUCAAGCUGCUACUUACAGCACAGCCCCUGGUAUGGUAUGGGCCAGGCACCCGACACCUGUUUUGGCUCCCUUAUAUUUGAAUCACGAUGUGAUUUACAGAAAUACCCUUCCUAUAGCUUUUAUAGUAAUUGUUUUUUCAAAGAUAAUAUACCAACCCUCACCCAGAGUUUUAAAAAGCACUGCUAGGCAUAGAGUAGAUGUUUAGUAUACAGUCAAUAAAUAUGUCUUGAUUAUCAGUGAGUGAAAAGGAAAUCUGUUUGAAAUACUGGAUUGUUAUCCUGUUCUUGUUUUGAAUCACUCAACAAUGAUUGGGAAAAACACAAAAGCUCUUGAAGCCAAGCUAUAAGAAAUUAUUGUAAAUAUUAAGGACAUUUGCUUCCAUUUUGGGCAGUGGGCAACCCAAAGUAGAUGAUAAGUCUUUUGAAUUUAUAAGAUAAAAGCUUCUCCAUCUACUUCCUGAAAGUCACAAUAAUAAUAGACAAGUGUGAUUCCUGCUGUCAACAACUGUAUGCAUUCAUAUUGCUGGUAGAUUUCUUUGGUUGACUUUUAAGCUUAUUGUUUUACAUUCUUACGAAGUUAAUCUUAACUUGCAUUUGUUGACUUUAUAUUCAAUUAUUUACAUCAAAUAAUCAAAUAACUGAAAUGUACAAAUGUCAAAUUUUGGAAGUAAUAUUCAAUACCAAUGCCGUAUGACUGGAUCGAAUCUGGUUUGUUUGAUUUUUUUAGAAAUGAGAGCACAGUUCCAGCCAGCUACCUGUCUUUUCUCAUCAUUCUAAUAGAUCUCUGGCUUUCAGAAAGAAAAGGAAAUAAUGUGUACGUGAAUCAGUGACUGAUGAAUUUUACUUGAAUAUUGUGUAUUACAUUCCAUCCUGUUUAAAAAUAAGGAAUCCAUGGACCACUGUUUACAUCGUCUGUAGUAGCUUCACAUAUAUUUAAUGUAACAGAUUAUGGUUUCAAAUUCGAAGAUGUUCAAGGUAUAUGCUAGGUGACUGUUCUGUUGAGUGAAGACCACUCAGUUCAAUUGUUAAUUCAGAGACUUAUAAGUGAAAAAAAAAAUGUAGUAGCUAGUUUUGACAGAUUUUUCCAGAUAAUGUGACCAGACUGAAUUUCCUCAUAAAGAAAAAAUGGUGUGCCUUGUGUCCGUGUUUCUCUUUUCUCUGAAAGGAUUGAUGGAUCUGAAGCUUGGGACCACUCUGAGGCUUCCUUUGUGCCACCAGAAUUUUCUCAUUUAGAUUUUCUGUCUUAAACCAUUUGAGGCAAAAUAGCUUCCCCAUGACAGUCUUGCCUUGGAUGUAUUUUGUUGCCAUAGAUGCUUCUCUUUAAAAAAGUGGUAAGAGACUGAAAUUCAAGUCAGAUCUCCAUGAGGUGCUGAAAGGGUGCUAUUAAUGUGAAAAUGAAGCACUUGAGCCCCCCCACCACACUCCUGCCCCAGCUAAUCUCAGAAUUCUUACCACCUCACCCUCUCAUUAACUGGUAGCUGCAUCUUAGAAUCUUUACCUUCAUUGAGAAAUUAAUUAGCAACUGGUUUGAAGAUUGAUGAACUAAUUGAAAUUUUAUAUGUACGAGGAAGGGAUAAUGAAUAUGGAGAUAUGUCUUUUUAAACAUUAUUUAUUGAAGCUUCCAACUCUUGCUGCUUUUAUAUAGAAAUAUUAACUGUCUUGUUUAAUCAUGAUCUAUAAAAAGGAACAAAUGAACCAAGAUUGGCAGUCUUGCUGAUCUCUUAGAAAUACCUUUUUUGGAGAAAAGUCCACAGGAAGUGCUUAUAAGGGUAGUUAUUCAUAUUUCUAUUAACAUUAUAAAGAAUUACGAUUGUGCGUGUUUACUGACUGGCAGUUUUUAUUUCAGUAUUAGCACAGUGUCUCGCCAGUGUUGGAAUCAAUGUAUUAUUUCAGUUCAACUGGAUGAAAUGUUAAUAAACUCAGAAUGAAAAUAAA
Messenger RNA from Nyctereutes procyonoides (raccoon dog), 3568 nucleotides. It is a transcript of the gene SFXN1, whose product is annotated as sideroflexin 1. Gene Ontology annotation, molecular function: monoatomic ion transmembrane transporter activity. The record is from RefSeq and is a predicted model, not a curated record. Gene Ontology annotation, biological process: monoatomic ion transport; serine import into mitochondrion. Lineage: Eukaryota; Metazoa; Chordata; Mammalia; Carnivora; Canidae. Bases 472 to 1446 code for a protein of 324 amino acids. Gene Ontology annotation, cellular component: mitochondrial inner membrane. The transcript has 13 exons.